AUGACUUAUGACCAAAGAGAGCUUGGAAUAGGAGCUGGGAUUUGGGUCUCAGGAAUAUCUUUAAUCGUCGCAAGCUAUAUAUGUCUUAGUAUGAUUUACGAAAAUCGUAAACAUAGAUAUUUUUAUGAAGCUCAGAAAAUGCUUGAUUUCAUUUAUUUUGCACCAAUUAUUAUAGGAUGGCCAACUUGGGUGAUUAUUUUAUUAGGAAAUGAAGGAGGAAUUUUUGAAUAUAUCGUAGAUAUAUACAAAGCCAUGAUAUUUUACUUCUUGAUCUCUUAUGUGUUAGCUAUGAUUGGACGAAUUUCUGAUGGGAAAGGAUAUGUGUAUAAUCAAGAAAAAAUGAUAAAUUCUUUUUUAAGCAUUGAAAGGACUGGGUUUUUCUUUUUAUUCUGUGGGAAAAUAAAGCUGAGGAAUAAAAAAUGAGUAAAAUCCUUUUUAUUUUAUGUGAGAUUAAUUUCGGUUUUAUACAUAGUAACCUAUAUCUGCAUUUUUAUAGCAAUCUUACUAUUACUUUAUGUUGAUGGUGAUAAUCUGCAUUAUGGAGAAAUAGACCCUAAUUAUGGCUAUUUUUGAAUAAAUAUAACCAUUAUUUGUGUAACAAUUUUGUCUUCUCACGCUUUGUAUACUUUUAUUCACACAAUCAAAAAAAUUCCUAAUUUGAAAGGAUUCAGAAUAAAAAGCAAAUUUUACAUCAUUGAGGUUUUUGCAAUGCUAAUACAAGUUCAACCAUUAAUUUUUAGUGCUUUUGCGGAAUGGAAUUGAAUUUCUGACAAUGAUAAAUACGAGACUGAUGAAAUUGCUAGCUUUACAUCAAAUUUUAUAUUGUGCAUAGAAAUGGUGAUUUUUGCUUUUAUGCUAAAAGUUCUAUUUCCCUAUACUGAUUAUAUUCCGUCGACUGAUUCGUCUAAUGAGCCAUUGAAAAUCUAA
Molecule: messenger RNA, 927 nt
Organism: Blepharisma stoltei
Lineage: Eukaryota; Ciliophora; Heterotrichea; Heterotrichida; Blepharismidae
Source: the annotation of a GenBank genome assembly